AUGGCGUUCGUCCGGAUGAUGCUGCGUCGUGCUCAGGUUGGCGUCAUGGAAUUGGACCCCACUGUAUUUGGUGAAGAAAUCCGUGUCGAUAUUAUGCAUCGCGUCGUCGUUUGGCAGCGCGCCCUGUGGCGAAAGGGCAAUGCCAAGACCAAGACUCGGGGUGAAGUUCGUGGUGGCGGCCGCAAGCCCCAUCCCCAGAAGGGCACGGGUCGCGCGCGAACUGGCAGCAUCCGCGUACCCAACUGGCGUGGUGGUGGUGUAGUGCACGGUCCCAUUCCUCGCGACUGGUCACAAAAGCUGCCGCGCAAAGUGCGCCAAAAGGGCGUUCGCGUUGCCAUCUCCACCCGCUACCAACAGAAUGAUCUAGUCAUCGUCGAUGAUCUGGUUCUGCCCACGCUCAAGACCAAGAGCCUGGCCGAAAUUGCUGCGCAACAUCGUCUGGAAUCGGCCUUGUUUGUUUAUGGUCAUGAUGAAGACAGCAUGAACCUGAAGUGGGCCUGCCGUAACAUGCCUGCCUUCCACGCUACGUCAGCUGCCGGUGCCCACGUGUACAACAUUCUCAAGCACGACAAGUUGGUCUUGUCCGUGUCGGCAGUUCGCGACCUGGAACGCCGCUUGCACCCAGUCAAUGAAGCUGAGUUUGAACUGGGCGAGUAUCAGCUGACAGACGAGGAUUUUGAGGACUUGUAG
Molecule: messenger RNA, 690 nt
Organism: Monosiga brevicollis MX1
Lineage: Eukaryota; Choanoflagellata; Craspedida; Salpingoecidae
Exons: 7
Coding region: 1-690 (229 amino acids)
Biological process (GO): translation
Cellular component (GO): ribosome
Molecular function (GO): structural constituent of ribosome
Source: RefSeq, a predicted model, not a curated record